CCAGCAUCUCCAUCCAAAAGGCAGCAGCAAAAUAAAAUAAAAAAUCCUCUUUCCACUCUUUCAUUCACCAUGGCACCGAGCAAUCCCCAGCUCAAUGUGUCUCUUGCCCCAGCUGCCAUUUUCACCAAUCGAGGCUUCCGAAAUGCUGAAACUUACUCCAAGUUCCUUCGUAGCUUCCGUGACCGUGUUCUCCACCCCACGUUCCUUAUACCCCCGACGAUCUUCAAUCGUUAUAGGCUGCGGGUCAAUGGAUAUUUACAUGACCUCGAGUGGAGCUCACUGCUCAAAAAUCAGCUCCUUGAUCAAUGCCCCGAAGUCGUGAGGAUGUUCUACGCCAGUAUGCAGUGUGGACCUGGUCGCACUCCGUCGUACUUCACGACUACUGUCUACAAUUUCAAUGUGACAGUCACCAAAGAUAUGCUGGCUAAUCUGCUACACCUCCCUCACGAUGGAUACAUAGCAGGCUCAAUAGAAGAAUUCAACAGCUAUGGAUUUCAUCCUAUCGACACUAUGUCGUAUCUCUCUCGAGAUUCUGGGAAGUAUCAGUCAUCCAUGUUUUCCAUUGAACGGCUGCCUGAUGAUCUGAAAGCUCUUCAGUUCUACAUCACACACAUGUUCCUGCCCAGAGAAGCUGAAACAACCACGACUCUCGAAGAAUCCGAUCUCUGGAUUAUGUUUAACGCUCGAACCGGCUGCCGGAUCAGCUAUGCUUCUCUCAUGUUUAAUCACAUGAUUAAAUAUCGAGAAGAGGAUUGUGGCGGGAAACUGCCCUUUGGUCCGCAAAUCACCACGUUGCUGGCGCUUGUGGGAGUCGAUUUGCGUGACAAACUGACUAGCCGUGAUGUUCAUUCGGAUCUGCAAGCACAACAUGUGCUGAGACGUACCCUCUCGGGGCUUGGACCCCGUAAACUUGCCAAAGUUCAAGGGGGAGACAAAGCUGCUAAGGCUGGAACAGAUUCUGCAGAAGAGGAACAUGAAGUGGAAGAGGAGGCGUGGAUGAAGGGCAAGACAGCUGAGCUAGCUGCUGCUGAAAUCAGCAGCCUUGACAAAGGAAAAGGGGUAGUCGAAUGGUCUGCAAAGCGGAAGAAGUCUCGGAGUAUGGAUCACGUUCAGGAAGGAUUAAGGCUGGAAAAGGAAGGUAAAAGCCUUAUUCGUGACUUUACCUUGGUCCUGAAGGGAAAAGAGGCAAGUUCCUCUUCCAAGCGAGUCAACAGGGUUCUAUUCGUACCGUUGGAGGAUGAGGAAGUCGAUCCAUCUGAAUAUGCAUCAUCUCCGGAGUACACCUACUAGGAAUCGACUUGCUGUUAGACUUAGGUGGAGUUCCAUGAAUGCUUGCUUUGAUUAACCGGUCUGCUUUUGGUUAUUAAGUCUGUUUUGGUUGUUAAGUUUGCUUCAAGGGUUAAUUGUAGUUCUGGUUAUGAUAGAGUCUAGGUAGAGGUGUUGAGAUCCUGUGUCAAGUGUCUGGUGGUGUGUCUUAUGUUUCCUUGAAUAAAAUGGACUCCUUUUU
Messenger RNA from Linum trigynum, 1507 nucleotides. Lineage: Eukaryota; Viridiplantae; Streptophyta; Magnoliopsida; Malpighiales; Linaceae. The record is from the annotation of a GenBank genome assembly.